Molecule: messenger RNA, 2262 nt
Organism: Equus caballus (horse)
Lineage: Eukaryota; Metazoa; Chordata; Mammalia; Perissodactyla; Equidae
Gene: CDK5R2
Product: cyclin dependent kinase 5 regulatory subunit 2
Biological process (GO): axon guidance; brain development
Cellular component (GO): cytoplasm; growth cone; protein kinase 5 complex
Molecular function (GO): cyclin-dependent protein serine/threonine kinase activator activity; protein kinase binding
Source: RefSeq, a predicted model, not a curated record
GACGCUGCAGCUGGCGCAGCUCAGACUCGGAGCAGCCUCCGCGAGCAGCCGAGCAGCCACCUUCCCCCGCCCGUUCCCGCGCCCGGGCCGGGGCUAGGCCCCCCACCGCCGGGUCCCCGGGGGCUGCAGCAGCAGCGGCGGCAGCGGCGGCGCUGCCCGCGGUUCCCGCCGGGGCCCGGGCGCCGGCCCCGCUCUGCAGGAUGGGCACGGUGCUGUCUCUUUCCCCCGCCUCCUCGGCCAAGGGCCGGAGGCCCGGCGGGCUGCCAGAGGAGAAGAAGAAGGCGCCGCCCGCCGGGGACGAGGCGCUGGGGGGCUACGGGGCGCCGCCAGUAGGCAAGGGCGGCAAAGGCGAGAGCCGGCUCAAGCGGCCGUCCGUGCUCAUCUCGGCGCUCACCUGGAAGCGCUUGGUGGCCGCGUCUGCCAAGAAGAAGAAAGGCAGCAAGAAGGUGACGCCCAAGCCCGCGUCCACGGGCCCCGACCCUCUAGUCCAGCAACGCAACCGCGAGAACCUUCUCCGCAAGGGCCGGGACCCCCCCGACGGCGGCGGCGCCGCCAAGCCCCUGGCGGUGCCGGUGCCCACCGUGCCCGCGGCCGCCGCCACCUGCGAGCCGCCGUCGGGGGGCAGCGCGGCCGCCCCGCCGCCGGGCUCAGGCGGGGGAAAGCCUCCGCCGCCGCCGCCCCCAGCCCCGCAGGCCGCCCCGCCGGUGCCUGGCGGCUCGCCGCGCAGGGUCAUCGUGCAGGCGUCCACCGGUGAGCUGCUGCGCUGCCUGGGCGACUUCGUGUGCCGACGCUGCUACCGCCUCAAGGAGCUGAGCCCGGGCGAGCUGGUGGGCUGGUUCCGCGGAGUGGACCGCUCGCUGCUGCUGCAGGGCUGGCAAGACCAGGCCUUCAUUACGCCCGCCAACCUGGUAUUCGUGUACCUGCUGUGCCGCGAGUCGCUGCGCGGGGAUGAGCUGGCGUCGGCCGCCGAGCUGCAGGCCGCCUUCCUCACCUGCCUCUACCUCGCCUACUCCUACAUGGGCAACGAGAUCUCCUACCCGCUCAAGCCCUUCCUCGUGGAGCCCGACAAGGAGCGCUUCUGGCAACGCUGCCUGCGCCUCAUCCAGCGGCUCAGCCCGCAGAUGCUGCGGCUCAACGCCGACCCCCACUUCUUCACGCAGGUCUUUCAAGACCUCAAGAACGAGGGCGAGGCCGCCGCCGGCGCCGGGGGUCCACCCAGCGGGGGCGCACCUGCGGCCCCAGCCUCCUCCUCGGCCGCCAGGGACAGCUGCGCGACCGGAGCCAAGCACUGGACUAUGAACCUGGACCGCUAGGGAUACCGAGGGCCGCGCCCACCCCCCACCCCAGUCCCUGACACACACUUGGAGCCCCUGGGACCAUCACGCCGCCGCCGCCGCUGUUACCGCCGCUCCGCGCCGGGCCGGAGGAGGAGCCGCCCCUGUCCCGCAGGGGAAGGUGGAGGCCAGGACGCCAGAGGCCGCGGAGUCUAGAUUUGCUGGGCAUUGGGUGGGGGAGGGGGUGGGCGCGGGAGGGGGACCCCCGACCUCACCCUUUCUGUCUGCGCCCUCGUCUCUCAAUCUGCCCGGGUCUCCCUCUUCCCUUCUGUGUGUUUAAGCCCUCUCUCGGUUUUGUCCAUUUCCUCACCUCCUCCCUGUAUCUUCAUCUUCCCUCCUGUCUGCUUUCCCAUCUCCUCCUCUGCCUUUCCAUUUUCCCUUCCUUGGGUGUGUGUUUCCGUCUCCAUCUUACCCCCCACCUAACUAUCUCUCAUUGCCCCCGUUUCUCUUUCUGCACCUGUGUCCCCCUCUCCCCUUCUUGUUCUCUUUUUCCUCGCCUCUUUCCUCCUGUCUGCCUUCCCUGCUCCGCCUAUGUCAGCUUACAUUUCUUCCCCCGACUGAACCCUCAUACCCACCUCCCUAGACCAAAUGGAACAUUAGUUCUUAAUUUGGGUCGACUGAGAUGUGGCGAGAAACUGCAGCCCCAGGAGCCCAGACAGCCACCAGGAUGGUCCUUCGUCCUACCCCCACCGCCUCUCCCUACCUUUUCCAACGUGUUGCAUGCCGAGAGUUGUGGGGGAAGGGGAUGCCGGCUUCAGGAGGCUGAGGUUUGGGAGCAAGAGCAACCUAGGAGGCUACCCCGGCGGCGGCGGCGCCUCAGCGGAAGGGUGGGAGGAGACAGAAAACUCUUCUUACUCUGGGGGAGGGGCACCCCUUUUCCUUAUCCUUAGGUGUUUUUGUUUUUCCCCCUUUUAAUUUAUUUGGUUGU